AAAUACAUUUGAUUAAGAUAGAAAUGUUAAAUACAGUAAUAUUUGCUAUGAAGUAAAGUAUUAUUACUGACGUGAGUGUCAAGUUCCUGAGACCGUGAGCAAAAUAAACAAGAUGGCGGUAGCGACAGUACUGCAUGAGUGUGAGGUGCGAUAGUGAGGUUGGUCUAGAGUGUGUUGCCGCCACAGCCCCCACCAUGGACAGUGGCAGCCAGACAUCCCCCUCCAGCAAGCAGGUGUGCAAGAGGACCCAGUAUGAAGACCCAUUUGCCCUUCACUCCCUCCUCUCAAGCUCAGGGAGCCUCCUUGACAAUGAAAACUCCCUCUUUAUGGGGCAACUCCUUCCCCCUCUUCGUGGCAUUGAGGACCAGUGUGAGGGGGGCAACACGGGGCGCACUGGGGGCCGGGGCAGCACUGGGGGAGGGGUGUUGCAGCCUUCCAGUGCCCCCACCUCCCCCCAGCACCGCCAUACCAGUGCCACCUCACCCCCGCCUCUCUCCCCUGUGCCCCUUGGUGCUUCAGCUGCCUCCACCUCCUCAGACCCCAAUUUCCACGCCACCAGUCUGAGGGAGAGGAACGCGGCAAUGCUCAACAAUGAACUCAUGGCAGAUGUGCAUUUUGUGGUCGGUCAGCCAGGCAGCACACAGAGGAUCCCAGCCCACAAGUACGUGCUGGCAGUGGGCAGCAGUGUCUUCUAUGCCAUGUUCUACGGGGGACUCAAGUCAGAGGAGGAGGUGCAGGUACCUGAUGUGGAGCCCUCAGCCUUCCUUACCCUGCUCAGGUACCUGUAUUGUGAUGAGAUCCGGCUGGAGCCCGACACAGUGCUGGCCACACUGUAUGCAGCCAAGAAGUACUUGGUGCCACACCUUGCCCAGCAAUGUGUCAAGUUUCUGGAGGUAUCACUCACAGCUCGGAAUGCCUGCCUCCUCCUCUCACAGUCCCGCUUGUUUGAGGAGCCUGAACUGAUGACAAGGUGCUGGGAGGUUAUUGAUGCACAGGCUGAGAUGGCACUGCAGUCUGAUGGGUUUGUUGACAUUGACUUUCCCACCUUGAUGAGUGUGCUGUCACGGGAGACGCUCAACUGUCGGGAGAUUGUGCUCUUUGACGCUGCUCUCAACUGGGCUGAGGCGGAGUGUGUCAGGCAGGAACUGGAGCUGAACCCAGAGAACAAGAGAAAGGUGCUGGGUCAGGCAAUGAAUCUGAUCCGUAUCCCGUGCAUGGAGCUGGCAGAAUUUGCCAAUGGAGCCGCCCAGUCAGGCAUCCUCACGCUGCAGGAGACCACGGAUCUUUUUCUGCACUUCACGGCGCGCAACAAGCCCAGUGUGUCCUACCCCAUCAAGCCAAGGCAGGGACUCAAGAAGCAGAUCUGCCACAGGUUUCAGUCGUCAGCGUACCGAAGCAACCAGUGGCGGUACCGAGGCCGGGUGGACUCCAUCAACUUCAUGGUGGACAAGAGGAUAUUCAUCGUUGGUUAUGGCCUGUAUGGGUCAUCCAGUGGCGCAGCAGACUACAACGUGCGCAUCGAGCUGAAGAAAUAUGGAGAGGUCCUGGCAGAGAGCACCACCAAGUUCUUCUCGGACGGCUCCUCCAACACCUUCCACGUGUACUUCACUCACCCGGUGCAGGUGGAGCGGGAUGUGUACUACACUGCCUCUGCCAUCCUGGACGGGGCAGAGCUCUCCUACUUUGGGCAAGAAGGCAUGAGUGAGGUAAACAUGGGGGCACUCACCUUCAUGUUCCACUGCUCCUCAGAAAGCACCAACGGCACAGGGGUCCAGGGCGGCCAGAUCCCAGAGCUCAUAUUCUAUGGCCCCACCUUGGAGGCCUCGGACAAGUAGCCGAAUAGGCCGAGUCUCUUCCGCUAGAGAUGGCCCGUGUAGCAUAUACAAUGGUUAUACCAUUGAUUGUAUUAUAGUUGUAAGGACACCAGUCACUGGUGGAACCAAUCUUCCUUCUGCAGAGCAAGCUUCAGGAAAAUAUUAACUCUGUCAAUUC
Molecule: messenger RNA, 1992 nt
Organism: Portunus trituberculatus (swimming crab)
Lineage: Eukaryota; Metazoa; Arthropoda; Malacostraca; Decapoda; Portunidae
Product: BTB/POZ domain-containing protein 6-like
Exons: 9
Coding region: 135-1835 (566 amino acids)
Biological process (GO): neurogenesis
Cellular component (GO): cytosol
Molecular function (GO): protein binding
Source: RefSeq, a predicted model, not a curated record